Messenger RNA from Penaeus indicus, 1928 nucleotides. RefSeq lists its product as uncharacterized. Bases 39 to 890 code for a protein of 283 amino acids. The transcript has 2 exons. Lineage: Eukaryota; Metazoa; Arthropoda; Malacostraca; Decapoda; Penaeidae. The record is from RefSeq and is a predicted model, not a curated record.
GAAAGCAGGUGCAUCCUCAAUCUCUGGCUCGAGGGAGAAUGGUGACGUCAGCAGUGCACGAGGAGGAGGACGAGGACGACCAAGGGAAGCGCUCAUGUUGCCCCGUACAUGUUACUCAAGGAAGCCCAAGUUACCCGGCAAGUGUUACACAACUGAGGGAACUGAGUGACCCAGAACAAACUACCGGAAUGAGUAAAUUACAACAUAGUGCCCGAGAAAGCAACCCAGAUUACGUUACCCAAGAAAGUAACCCUAAUUCCUCCCAGCAUUUUAUCCAAGGAAAUAAAUCAAGUUAUCCAAGUUACUCUGAACAUUUCAGUCAAGGAGACAGCUCCAACGACAGGGAAAUGUGUGACGAUUACAUGAAUCACCAUAACAAAGAUGCGUGUGAGAUCGUGUGCGUCCAAUGUUCCGCGUCGAAUCAGUCUGAAAGCUCUUCGGCUUCCAUGGAGCGUUUUUGUGCACGGAGCUGCCCUUGUGUGUGCCACGAGAUCGAAGUCCCUUCCGAGAACGCCAGAGUGUCCCUUGAAGGCGCCCAGAGCAGCCCCAGUGGCCACGAAGACAAGCCUUCAGGGGUGAGACUCACAGGGCCUUGGCCUUCGUCUCGCGCCCCUACGUUUACGGAACACGAGCCGCCCUCGUCUUGCCCCGCCUCCCUGAACUGGGCGCCCGAGCCUCCGGGGGACGCAGGGACGGGGAACAACCUCACCCUCAGGGAAUACCUGGUGGAGCUCGAACGGAUCCGACGGCCCCAGGGCAAUGGCGGUGACGUGGAGAAGAGAAGUCACAGAAGGAACUGCAUUAUUCUCAUAGUGUUCAUUAUUUGCAUAAACGUUACCAUCGGUCUUAUUCGUGGGUUGAGUGGUCUGCCAGGCGUAACGGAUGAGUGACUCACCAGCGUUGUUUAUGAGUCAGUACACUCGUAAACACAGCGCUGAGCUAAUGAGGUGAAAUAACGAGGACGGAGAAAGAAACAAACAAGAGUAAUUAAGGGGAUAAGACCGAUAAUAUAACGAAAGCAAAAUAUUAGAAAAGAAUACAUUCCUAUCGCUGAUGAAAUUGCCAAAAAAAGCUCGUCACACACAUUUCUCGAACUACAUAUUACCCAAUCCUUUUACAAAGAGAUGUUUUCUGUAACAAAUAACCAGGUGUUGGGACCGCAUUGCACUGAGCUCUGUAAACCUGUUGAGGAAAUUGCCAAAUACCACACGACGCGCGGCCGAUUCGUGUGGACCCAAACUGCCCUUCGCUCAACACACGCUUGUUUGCCGAAACGCGCAGCUAAACUGAAAUGUUUGUACCUGUAAUAGUUCUUGUGAUUGGUAAUGGUGUUUUUUUAUGUAUUGUUUUUUGUUAAUAUUUUCGUUUUAAGGAUGAGCAGAAACAUGAGAUGUAUAAUAUGUGAAGAAAUAGUUAUUAGCGAGAACUUUUAAUAUAUGACCUUCACUUAUUCUCUCUUUCGUUUCCUGUGUUUAUCUCUCUCUCUCUUGGUCUCUGACUCGUCAAUUCUAUCUCUGUCUGUCUGUCUGUACUUGCGCAAUUUUUUUUAUAAACACACACACACACACACACACACACACACACACACACACACACACACACACACACACACACACACACACACACACACACACACACAUACACACUCCUUGAAACUAGAUAAAACCAGAUAGAAUUUAUGUAUCAGAAAACCAGUGAAAUUUAAAAAAGGCAGACAUAAAAAAGAGAAAAAUAGAGAGAGAAAGAGAGAGAGAUAGAAGAGAGAGAAAAAGAGAGAGAAAGUGGGUGUGGAAAAUGAUAGAGAGUGUGUGUGCGUUUGUGUGUGUGUGUGUGUGUGUGUGAGAGAGAGAGAGAGAGAGAGAGAGAGAGAGAGAGAGAGAGAGAGAGAGAGAGAGAGAGAGAGAGAGAGAGAGAGCGAGAGCGAGAGC